Molecule: messenger RNA, 741 nt
Organism: Strongylus vulgaris
Lineage: Eukaryota; Metazoa; Nematoda; Chromadorea; Rhabditida; Strongylidae
Source: the annotation of a GenBank genome assembly
AUGGAUCUAACCUUAUUCCCCUUCGACAAGCAGCUAUGCAAACUGGGAAUUGAAAGUUACUUAACCAAGUCAUUUACCUAUGCACUGAUUUAUAAAAAUUUGAAGUAUAAACUUCCAGAUGGGUACACUGCUGACCAAGUGGUCUACAAAUGGUCGUCAGGAUCCCGUGCUGCAUUGAAACUGCACAAAAUUCGACUUCCCGAUUUCACUAUCAAGGAAGCCUAUGUAACAAAUCAAAUGGAAACCUAUGCAACAGGAAAUUAUUCCCGCCUCUACGUUUGCUUUGUAUUCUCACGUUCUUCUGGAUUCUGUUUCUUGCAGUUGAUUAUUCCAUCUACAGCCGUUGUCAUCACCUCGUGGGUAUCGUUGUGGAUGGAAAGUCAAACAGAAUUCCAGGACAUGAUUUCCAUUAUCCUCGCUAUCACCUUUCUAAUAUUUUCUUACAAUGAGAUGAUGCCGCGAGUAAGCUAUAUCAAAGCAAUGGACAUCUACUUAGGUGUAUGCUUCAUGAUUGUAUUCCUCUCGUUGAUCAAAUUAGCAUUUGUUAAGUAUAUGAGACAAAAAAUUAAGUUAGAGAGGUACGUUAAUCUUUACCUUAGUUUCCUUUUGCUGUGUUCGAACGAAUUUAGUAAUACAAUUUAGCUCAAUACCGAAUAUGUGACAGUCCCCAUGGCUGAUAUGGAAGACUCGUAUAUUGCUGAAAUCGACAAAGGCAGCCUUGGUAUGGCUUCUGAAAUUUAG